Messenger RNA from Mucor velutinosus, 993 nucleotides. RefSeq lists its product as uncharacterized. Gene Ontology annotation, cellular component: cytoplasm. Gene Ontology annotation, molecular function: rRNA (uridine-N3-)-methyltransferase activity. The transcript is spliced from 2 exons. Gene Ontology annotation, biological process: rRNA base methylation. The record is from RefSeq and is a predicted model, not a curated record. NCBI's taxonomy places the organism in Eukaryota, Fungi, Mucoromycota, Mucoromycetes, Mucorales, Mucoraceae. The coding region runs from base 1 to 993 and encodes 330 amino acids.
AUGGGUAAAUUGAAGAGAAAGAAGUUGGCAAAUGCGCUUGAUCGCAUGCUCAAGAAAAACGAAAAGAGAAGAGUACAACAAGUCAAAGUAGAUGCUUACAACGACAACAUUGAAAGGGCCAAAAAGAAUCAAGUCAAGCCUAAAACACCCAAAACCGUGGAGAGAGUCCGUGUUCGUCCUCAGUACAGCUCUAAAGACAAAAUCCUGUUGAUUGGCGAGGGAAAUUUCUCAUUUGCUCGUUCCUUGUGCGAAAACUACUUGGACGAAGGCGCAGAGAACCUCACAGCUACAUGUUAUGAUUCCGAGAAAGUGUUGUAUGAAAAAUACGGUGAUGAAGCCAAGGACAAUAUUGCAUUUGUGCGUGAAUUCGGUGGCAUUGUGCUGUUUGAAGUGGAUGGAACUGACUUACCAAAGGAUGUCAAGAAGAAUCGAUAUACAAAGAUUGUGUUCAACUUUCCUCAUGCCGGUCUGGGUAUCAAGGAUCAAGAUCGCAAUAUUGUUGCAAACCAAAAGUUAUUGAACGGCUUCUUUGAUGCAGCUGAACCUCUCUUAACCACAGAAGCCCAAGACGACAUACCAGCCCACAAAUCGGAAAGCAGGCAAGUGGAGGAGAGUGUGGUGCCCGACGGCGAGAUCCAUGUUACCUUAAAGACAUGUACGCCUUACAACUUAUGGGGCGUCAAGAGUUUGGUCAAGGCAAAAGGUGUGCUGGCAGUUCGCGGCACAGCACCCUUUUUUGCAGAUGAUUUUCCUGGUUAUGAACAUCGCCGUACACUAGGAUUCAAGGAGGGAUUGAGCAAAGGUGCAAAUGCAGAGAUUCUAUCAUCGGAUCCCAAGAGAUACAUUUUUGUGAGAAAGGAGGUGAUGGACGCUGAAAAUGAAAAGGCCAUCAAGGGUGCUCAAAAGAGAAAAUUGGAGAUUUUAAAGAUUCAGAUGGGCAAGAAAGUGAAGAGAAAGAAGACGCAACAUUCCAAUUCGGAUGAUGAAGAGUAG